This is a messenger RNA of Aspergillus brunneoviolaceus CBS 621.78, 978 nucleotides long. RefSeq lists its product as uncharacterized. The transcript is spliced from 2 exons. The record is from RefSeq and is a predicted model, not a curated record. NCBI's taxonomy places the organism in Eukaryota, Fungi, Ascomycota, Eurotiomycetes, Eurotiales, Aspergillaceae. The coding region runs from base 231 to 821 and encodes 196 amino acids.
AAGAAGAAGGCAAACUACAUGACAUGCUGUAUUACACGGCGAUGAACCCUGUGUAGCACAAUCUGGCCAGACUCGGUGAGGUUGUUGACUUCAGCCGCUUUGGGAAAUAUAGCUGUUCCUCUGCUCUUGGAAAUAAAUAUGUAGACGACCACCUAUCUAUUGAUUCCAAUUUUCAAUAUACACAACUUGAGCAAUAGUGUUGGCCUUGACUGCCACUACACCAAGCAAACAUGCCUCGCGAUGCAAUUCAGCGUCUCCACCGCCACCAGAAUCACCUCGAACAACACUUCAACAACCACGCCAACAAGGUGUAUUAUCGGAUCAAAAACGAGUAUCAUCCGGCAACAAAUAACGAUGCUCCGCGGGUGCGCCACCGUCCAGAUCCUUGCUUCGUCCCUGUCGCCUCUGGUGCGAUAGCACAACCCCCUGCCUCUCGGUUGGACACCUAUGACGACGACCACUACCAUUACAUUAACCACCACCAUGAAUCACGCCACAGGAGAUACAGCAGCGACAGCGCGAGCUAUCGCCAUCAUCACCAACACCACUACCCCCUCGACGGACCCCGAUCCAGCGAGCAGUAUACCUUCUGCAGCACUGUCAGACUGCACGCUGACCCUUGUUCUCGAUCCCAUCGACACCAGACCGAUACUCAUAUCCAUUUCCAUACUUAUACCCACACUUACACCCAUCCAGAUCUAUACCUACGACCCCGAGAAGGGGGCCGACGCCGUAACCGCGACGAUAGGGAUAGGGUGUCUCGCUUCGAAGUGGAUAUGGAUGUCUCCUCGCGGGGUGGCCCUAGGUUCUUGUGGCCCUAGGUUCUUGUUUAUAUUAUGAGGCGGUUGGAACAUUGGUAUUCAAUGGGGUUGGGUUGGGGGGUAGAUCUGCGAAGGCGGGCCCACUUUCGGGUUCUUCGUUGUAUGUGCGUGGAUGCUAUGGUAGUUUCUUAUGUUGGGAUGUUCUCCUUUCAGCUGG